Messenger RNA from Rotaria socialis, 3036 nucleotides. Lineage: Eukaryota; Metazoa; Rotifera; Eurotatoria; Philodinida; Philodinidae. The record is from the annotation of a GenBank genome assembly.
AUGACUGCAAUAGGUAAUGCCACUAUGGGUUCUCACGAUGCAGGAGGACAUGCGAUUGGUACAGUGAUUUUAUUUUUAUCGUUUGCUGUCUUGGCUGGGUGCAUAUGCAAAUUAAUACUUUCGCAAGUAUUGAAAAAUAAAUUUCCUGCUCCAUUCACAGUGAUCGUACUAAUUUUUGGUUUCACUAUCGGAAUGAUUAUUUCCCAUAUUUAUGGUACGAGCAAUGAUUUUUUACUUGGUGAAAAAGAAUUGAGAGAAAUUAAUCCUCAUCUUAUUUAUUACAUUUUUUUACCGUUGCUGAUAUUCGAUUCUGCUUUUAACAGUCGUUUUCAUGUUAUUCGACGACAAAUCAUAUCUGCUAUACUUCUAGCUGGCCCCGGUGUGCUCAUUUCUAUUACUACUGUGGCACUGUUUGCCACCUACAUAUUUCCUUAUCAUUGGUCUUGGCUACUUAGUAUAAUGUUUGGAAGUAUUCUGAGUGCAACAGAUCCCGUUGCUGUUGUAGCACUACUACACGAAUCAGGAGCGAGUAAAUCAUUAGCAGCAUUGAUCGACCUUGAAUCAUUAUUGAAUGACGGUUCUGCUUUUGUCAUCUUUAUGAUUUUUCGAGAUAUUGUCGUCGGUAAAAGUGAUGGUGCCAAAAAAAUUAUUAUUGACAUCGUCAAGUUCACUAUCGGCGGUCCAAUUUUUGGCAUUGCCUGUGGCAUCAUUGCUGUAAUUGCUCUGAAUAUGGUCCAUAAUGAACUUGAAAUUGAAAUUAUAUCGACUUUUGGUCUUGCCUAUUUGAUUUUUUACGUUGCCGAUGUUGAACUCGAGGUUUCAGCUGUCUUGGCACUUGUGGUAAUGGGGCUUUUCAUGGGCAAACAUAAAUAUUGUAUAAGUAGUCAAGUGCAAGUUCCAAUGGCCAAUACUUGGCGCAUCAUUACUGAUUUUGCAAAUAUUCUCAUUUUUAUCAUUACUGGUAUUAUUUUGGCUCACUCACUAAUCGACACGAAAACAACUAUUGUCGCACGUGAUUUUGGAUUUUCUAUUCUAUUGUAUAUUGCUCUUCAUCUUGGACGUCUAUUAUCCGUCAUUGUACUCCAUCCAUUUAUACGCUGGAGUGGUGUGCGUCUAUCUUUGAAAGAACAAAUAGUUCUGAUCUGGAGCGGUUUAAGAGGAAGUACACCGGAAAGUGAACGCAUUUUGUUACAAGCCCUCGAACAUAUGCGCAGGCAAACAUCGAAGCAACUCCAUAAGAUGAAACAUGAAAAACAAUUUUCUGAUGUCGAUUGGGAUAUGCUCAAUGAAUAUUUACCGGAAAAAUUAGUUCAAGAAAUGGAUGCACAACGAAGAACAAGCGUUCAUCGGCGAUUCUCUCUUCUACCAGAUUUUGCUGAUGACUUAUUGUUAAAUUCUUAUCGAAACAAUACGAUCACACACAUUGAGUUAAAGGAAAUUCCGAGCAUAUGCGAGGUCGACAUUAUUCCCAUAGAUUUUAUUCCGGAAGAAAAUAAUUCGACCAUUAAACAUAUUGUUUUGCCAGUUAUGGAUUUCCGAUCCAAUGAUGAAAAAGAAAACGCGCACUUUCGAAACGAGCUAACUAUUCGUUUUCUCACAGCAUUGUUGGUUGAUUACGAAAAACAAUGGUAUCUUGGAAUGAUUCGUCGACGAACACUCUACAUUCUGAUUAAAUCCGUCGAAAGAGCCAAACAUCAACAUUCACUUAAGCUUCAUUGGAAAUUGAUCGUUGAACAUUUUCGAUUAUCGAAAUGGUUGCAAAACCUAAGGCGACUCGAUUAUGUCAAGUGGAUUAACAACCAGACGAAUAAAUUAUUAUUUGAUCAUAUCUUUCUCACCAUUGAAUUAACCCUCGCUUUCCAUUCGACUCAAACUCGUAUGGAUAAUAUUCGAAAGCAAUUUCCAGAAUUAGCUAAUAUUGAUAAAAGAAUUUGGAAUAAAGUUUAUAAAGAAAUUCGUUUCUAUCAUCUCACUGCUUCCUACAUUCUUCUCGAUCUACAAAAAUCCUAUGAAGCUUGUUGGCGAAUUCAUAUGACAAAAAGAUGUGCUCAAAUGUUACUCAAAUACGAAUCGAAGGCGAUCACUGAACUUUAUGAAACGGGAAUGCUUGGCCACACCGUAUAUUUACAUAUAUUGGAAUUAAUCGAAAAGAAAUCGUUGAACCUUGAAUUUUAUCGUGUCUCUAUGGUUAAGGGUCACUUGAAAACUAUUGAAAAUCCUUUUGAUUUAUUGUUACUCUUUCGAUCAUUACCUAAUCAAGAAAAAACACGUUGGCAAAGGAUUAUGAAAGCAAAACAUCGAUGGUUUCAACCGGAUCAAAUACUUUUUGAAAAAGGCCAAAGAGUACAGACUGCCUAUCUUAUAGCUCGAGGUAUUGUUGAAUGUAAAAUAGAUGCAAUGCCCACAUAUUACCGAUCGGGAAAUAUUGUCGGUAUCGAUGCCUUAUUUUCACAAGACGUUCCAGCACAUGAUACUUAUCGUGUCAGUAUUGGACUUUUGGAAGCUUAUUGUAUCGAUGGUAUAUUAUUGAAUCAAUUUUUGCAAGAUAAAAAUUUAGCUCCUUCAAUCUAUCAAGAAAUUGCUGUAAAUGUCUUGAUUAAUAAUUAUCAGGAACGUUUGAAAUUGAAUCGUUUACAACUACGAUCACUUGUACACACGAGAGCGAAAUUCUAUUGGAAUGAAUUGGAUAUAUCGAUUCAAUUGAAAGAGAAUCAACGACUAUUUAUUCUUGCUGGCUAUGUUAAUCAUUUAUUCAAUGGUCAAAACAAUAAAUAUGAGCCAAUGCAACUGCAAAUCUUUGAUACAGAAACCGAGAUUCUUCUUAAUUCGUCGACUGUGGCCUAUUCAUGGAUGGAUGAAGAUGAGGAACUUUCUAUCAAAGAUGCUAAUCUUACAGUUCAUUUUCCAUUGCCAACCUAUGAUUUGCUCUCCAAUGAUCUACUUUAUCCCGGACAUUUGAGUGAAAUCACACAAGUUUCCGAACGACGACAUUCAGCAUCACUAUUGGAUGAUGGAAUACACUCCAGCGAAGCAUAG